Messenger RNA from Bufo gargarizans (Asiatic toad), 1665 nucleotides. It is a transcript of the gene UBIAD1, whose product is annotated as UbiA prenyltransferase domain containing 1. Gene Ontology annotation, biological process: vitamin K biosynthetic process; menaquinone biosynthetic process. Gene Ontology annotation, cellular component: Golgi membrane; endoplasmic reticulum. Gene Ontology annotation, molecular function: prenyltransferase activity. NCBI's taxonomy places the organism in Eukaryota, Metazoa, Chordata, Amphibia, Anura, Bufonidae. The record is from RefSeq and is a predicted model, not a curated record.
CGCGGACUGGUUUCAGGGUUACACAUCAAGAUGGCGGCGCGCAUUAGAGCCUGUCCGAGUUGGCUUUGCUGGCGGGGAGGGCUGUACACGGAGCAGUAGAGUCGCACGUUCCUCUCAUUAAACCGGGACCAUGAAGUCGGAUAAUGGUGUCAAUAACGUUAGCAUCAGCACUGAGGUCUUCAAUGAAGUUGGCUUUGGCGACCACCAAGAAGAUCCUCCCACCUUCACGAAUGGCAUCAACCAACCUCUUACUGAACAAGCUGUGCCAAAAUUAGUUGGCUGGAAGCAGAAAUGUGCCAGCUAUGUCCUGGCCUUGCGUCCCUGGAGCUUCAGCGCCUCCCUCACCCCUGUGGCAUUAGGCAGUGCCCUCGCUUACCGCUCAGACGGCUCUCUGGACCUUGUGGUGUUUCUGAUGUGCGCUGUGGCCGUCCUAGCCGUGCACGGGGCCGGGAACUUAGUGAACACUUACUACGACUUCUCUAAAGGCAUCGACCACAAGAAAAGUGACGACAGGACUCUGGUUGACCAGAUCUUGAAGCCGCAGGAUGUGGUCCGUUUUGGGGUUCUCCUCUACACUCUGGGAUGUGUAUGCGCUGGCUGCUUGUAUUUCCUGUCUAAGCUGAGGCUGGAGCACAUGGCGCUUAUAUAUUUCGGAGGGUUGUCCAGUUCAUUCCUCUAUACUGGAGGAAUUGGAUUUAAGUACGUGGCUCUGGGAGACUUGGUGAUCCUCAUAACAUUCGGGCCCCUGGCAGUCAUGUUUGCUCACGCAGUGCAGGUCGGUUACCUGUCCAUCACUCCUUUGCUGUAUGCGGUGCCGCUGGCUCUGAGCACAGAAGCUAUCUUACACAGCAACAACACCCGGGACAUGGACUCAGACCGUCAGGCUGGCAUAGUGACCCUGGCCAUUCUCAUCGGCCCCAUGCUGUCUUACAUGCUCUACAACCUGCUCGUCUUCCUCCCGUAUGUCAUCUUCUGCAUUCUGGCCACCCGCUACACCAUCAGUAUGGCCUUGCCACUCCUCACCAUCCCCUUGGCAUUUUCUCUGGAGAGACAGUUUAGAAGCCAGAACUUCACCAGGCUCCCGCAAAGAACGGCCAAACUCAACCUAUUUGUUGGGCUCUUUUAUGUGUUUGGCAUCAUCUUGGCACCCCCCGGGACCCUCCCUAAACUCUAGUAAAGAUCAAGAAUUUGUGAACUAGAGCAGAGAACCUAAAAUUGCACUUGUGGGUGUUGGUCCGUGGGAUAACUACACAAUUUGUGUUUGAGGAGCAAGGACCACAGGGAUGAGUCUCCAGUUGCACUAUCCCCCCAUUCUGACAUUACCAUAUGGGGUUAUAAGAGACAACAGACAAGCCCGACAGCCUCACUGUGACCCUAAGACUCAUUCAUGUCAGAGCUGCUGCGUUUCAGUAAUCCACAUGUAAUUCUGUAUGACUUCAUGUUAUGACCUUUAAGCUUGGGACAUAAUCAACUCACCCUUCCCACUAAGUUCUUCAUUUUCUAUUAGUGAAUGACAGUUGUCUUUUUGCCAUUACAUAUGAAUAUACGAUCUGUGUACUACUUGGGCUACUUUCACACUUGCAUUAGGUGCGGAUCUGUCUUGUAUCUGCACAGACGGAUCCGCACCGAUAAUGCAAACGCUUGUAUCUGUUUGCAUUAUUCAUA